GUGGAUGCGACAUAUAGCAAGAUGAGUGAUAUGGAAGAAACCGAGAGCCAAGUGAAACCACCCAAACAAAAAAAAGACAAUGUGCUGAGGGAUUCAACCAAUGUACAACAAAUUCGAGUUGGGCCUGUGGAUUCUCUCAUAAUGUUAAAGGAAGAAAAUGCUGCACUUGCCAGUGCUUUAAACAAAGAGCGAGAAGAGCACGAGGCUUUAAAAAUUAAAACAGCGGAGAUGGAGGAAAAACUACAAGGAAUCCACAAAGAGCGGGCCCGUUUGCUAAAUACAGUGCUAGACCUGAAAGGAAAUAUAAGAAUUUUCGCUCGUGUUCGUCCUCCAAUGAGUGACGAAAAUGAUAAAAUAAUUUGUGAUUGGUCAUUCAUUGACGAAACAACACUUAAAAUCUUCGAAUCUUACCUAUGUCAUCUUGGAAGCAGAGCUAAGUGUUGCAAAUUCCAAUUAUAUUUACUAAUAAAGACUCCGGAAGAAGAGAUUAUAAGUGGCCAAGGCGAUGGCGUAUAUUGGUCAAUUCAGAAAUGGCCUCAUCUAAAAUGCACCUGUAGUGUCAUCUUGGAAAGUGUAGAUAAUGUAGAUAAUGUAGAUAAAGGUAGUUGUUUUCACCAUGACGUCAGGCCUGAACAAAAGCAUGACGACAUGGCGUCGGAUAAAAAAAAGAAGAAAAAAGCGCAUGUGUUCAACAAUUUUUAA
Molecule: messenger RNA, 702 nt
Organism: Clunio marinus
Lineage: Eukaryota; Metazoa; Arthropoda; Insecta; Diptera; Chironomidae
Source: the annotation of a GenBank genome assembly